This is a messenger RNA of Aspergillus homomorphus CBS 101889, 885 nucleotides long. Its product is annotated as EXPERA domain-containing protein. The record is from RefSeq and is a predicted model, not a curated record. Lineage: Eukaryota; Fungi; Ascomycota; Eurotiomycetes; Eurotiales; Aspergillaceae. The transcript has 4 exons. The coding region runs from base 87 to 599 and encodes 170 amino acids. Gene Ontology annotation, cellular component: endoplasmic reticulum.
CUUGAUUAUUGAAUUGAUUCCACCCCCCUCCCCCUCUCCCAAUUAUCGAGCAAUCACACAGAAACUGACUAUUCGCAAACUAAACCAUGGCUAUUGCCACUGCCCCCGUAUCCUUGUGGAGCCGGAAACGCGACCUCAUCUACUUUGCAUUCUUCGCCAUCCAUGUCCCUAUCAUCUUCUUGGUCGACGCCGCGCCAAUCCUACCGUCCUUCCUCCAGUCGGAUCUUAGCGUCACUCUUCGGGAGUUCUACAUCGAAACCUACCAUGACAAAUUCUUCGAGGAGGCCCCAACGGCCUGGUUCUACUUUUUCCUCUUGAUGGAACUGUUCUAUCAUGUUCCGCUCAGCGUCUGGGCUCUGCGCGGCCUGAAGAAAGAUGAUCCUCUGGUUCCCGUUCACUUGCUCGUCUUCGGGGUGCAAUCGUUCCUCACCUCUGCGAUCUGUCUGGUCGAGGUAUGGAGCUGGACGGAUCGCUCCGUCGACCAGAAGCAGAAUAUCACGAUGCUGUAUGGGCCAUAUGUUGCGCUCGGCGCUUUCAUGGCAGUUGAUAUGUUCUGUAGACUUCGCGAGCGGCUUGUGCCCAAGUCCAAGUUGGACUAGCAUUCUAGUAUCAAACUUCUAGGGUUAGUUCAUGACAGCUCCAUGUUCGAGCUAACUCGCGAACUUUGGUGGCCGGUUGGCUAGAUAUUCAGGGAAGCAGUACUUGGUCGCCACAUACGCACAUUGAACACUACAACUGCUCGGGUAGAGGCACGCAAGGAUGCCGACUUGCCUUAUCAUAGCUCCAGGCUAUUAAAUUAUGGCAUUUAUGCUCGCCACUGUACAGGUAUGGGUGCAUGCCGGGAAACAGCAGAACCCGCCACACCGACUCUAUGUGAGAAUAGUG